GAAGAAAAGGAGAAACAGUGACCUCAGGCUCCAUUGUCUCACCGUCUGACAAAAGGAGGUUCUGCAGCAGGAAACCAUCGGACCGAGGCCCUGAGCACCACAACCAGAGAAAAAAGAAAGAUCAUCCAGAUGUGUCCUCUCUUGUCCUCUUGUCUUACAGGUUGGACAGUUGUAGUAGAGAGACCAGUCCUCGAGACUCCUCCCUCCUCCUGUCCGCCUGUCAGGCACAGCUGACUGCAGCAGAGAGUGAACGAGACUAGACUCUUUUCAACAUCGCCUCUGGUGUCACCGCUCACAGAUUACAGCAGUGAGCCAGUCAUGUUCCGUAAGACCUUUAUGAUCUGCCACAUUAAGGUGGACUGGGAUGUGUUCAGGUGCCGAUGCCCCUUCCUGACCACGGUGCCCAGUGUUUUCCUGAACUGUGCCCAGAGGUGUCCAGUGAUGGUGGACCUGGCCUCCAGAGCUCUGCCCUCUGCAACGUCCGUGUCCAAAGACUCUGCAAUAGAUCAAAAGCAUGAAGUCAAAUUGCCUCCGGGACACACAGCGCCCCCUGCUGCUGAUGGGGCAGUAGGCUCUAAAUGCCCCUUCCUGGCUGCGGAGAUGGUGGAGAAGAAGAACAACAGGGUGGUGCGAGCGGCCGGCACGGAGCUGCAGGAGGACGUCCAGGAGAAGGACUCCUGCACAGGUAAAAAGGUCGGGGAUCUUAUCGAGGCAGACGAGAGUCAAACGGAGGAAUCAAAAAGCCUUUUUAAACCAUUACCUUCAAAAGUGUCUCGCCUGUUAAAGGAUCGUCUCCCCCAUGGUGUUCCCUUCCAGUACGACAAGUUUUUUGACGAGAGGAUUGAAAGCAAGAAGAGCGAUCACACCUACAGGGUUUUCAAGACCGUGAACCGGCUGGCCUCUUCGUUCCCGAUGGCGGACGACUACUCCGAGUCGCUUCGUGCAAAGAGAGAGGUGUCUGUGUGGUGCAGCAACGACUACCUCGGCAUGAGCCGUCACCCCAGAGUCACCCAGGCUAUAAUUGAAACCGUUCAGAGACACGGUGCCGGCGCCGGAGGCACACGGAACAUUUCAGGGACAAGUAGGUUCCACGUGGAGCUGGAGCAGGAGCUCGCUGACCUGCACAACAAGGACGCCGCUCUGCUGUUCACCUCCUGCUUCGUGGCCAACGACUCCACGUUGUUCACUCUGGCAAAAAUGCUUCCAGGUUGCGAGAUCUACUCUGACGCAGGGAACCACGCCUCGAUGAUCCAGGGCAUACGAAACAGCGGGGUCAAGAAGUUCGUCUUCCGUCACAAUGACGUCGGCCACCUGCGAGAGCUGCUCGAGAAGUCGGACGCCUCGACUCCAAAGAUUGUCGCCUUGGAGACGGUGCACUCGAUGGACGGGGCCGUGUGCCCGCUGGAAGAAAUGUGUGACACUGCCCACAAGUUUGGCGCUCUGACCUUUGUGGACGAAGUGCACGCCGUGGGUCUGUACGGGCCCAGAGGAGGAGGGAUCGGGGACAGAGACCGAGUCAUGCACAAGAUGGACAUCAUCUCCGGUACCCUCGGCAAGGCGUUCGGCUGCAUGGGGGGUUACAUCGCCGGCACCGGCGCUCUGGUGGACACGGUGCGCUCGUUCGCCGCCGGCUUCAUCUUCACCACCUCUCUGCCUCCCAUGCUGCUGGCGGGCGCGAGGGAAUCCAUCAAGAUCCUGAAGGGUGAAGAAGGCCAGGCGCUCCGCAGGAAACACCAGAGGAGCGUCAAGCUGCUCCGACAGAUGCUCAUGGACUCGGGCCUUCCCAUUGUCCACUGUCCGAGCCACAUCAUUCCUCUACGGGUUGCGAACGCAGAGAAGAACACGGAGAUGUGUGAUAUCCUGAUGUUCCGUCACCACGUCUACGUCCAGGCGAUCAACUACCCCACCGUGGCCAAGGGGGGGGAGCUGCUGCGUAUCGCCCCCACACCGCACCACACGCCACAGAUGAUGUGCUACUUUGUUGAGCAGCUGGUGAGGACGUGGACCGAGGUGGGUCUGGAGCUGCGGCCGCACUCGUCAGCCGAGUGUGACUUCUGUCGGCGGACGCUUCACUUCCAGCUGAUGAGCGACAGGGAGAAGUCGUACUUCACAGACCUCAGUCACUGCACAUCCGCCGUGGCCUGAUGUCAAAUAGAACACUAUUCAGGCUAUUUAUUUAAUUCACAUUUAAAUGACGUCGGCGCUCUUCAAAACACGUUCCGUGUCACCAAUAAAUGUGUGGGUUAAGUGUUCAUUAA
Molecule: messenger RNA, 2258 nt
Organism: Scophthalmus maximus (turbot)
Lineage: Eukaryota; Metazoa; Chordata; Actinopteri; Pleuronectiformes; Scophthalmidae
Product: 5-aminolevulinate synthase, nonspecific, mitochondrial-like
Exons: 13
Coding region: 319-2145 (608 amino acids)
Biological process (GO): heme biosynthetic process; erythrocyte development; hemoglobin biosynthetic process
Cellular component (GO): mitochondrial matrix; mitochondrion
Molecular function (GO): pyridoxal phosphate binding; 5-aminolevulinate synthase activity
Source: RefSeq, a predicted model, not a curated record